AUGUGUAUUUUAAGUAUUGUGAUAGGAUUUGCAAAAAUGGUUAACUUCACUAUCGACGAAAUUCGUGGUCUUAUGGACCGUAAAAAAAACAUUCGUAACAUGUCCGUUAUUGCUCAUGUUGAUCACGGAAAGUCCACAUUAACUGAUUCACUUGUCUCAAAAGCUGGUAUCAUUGCCGGAGCUAAGGCAGGAGAAACACGUUUCACUGAUACACGUAAAGAUGAACAAGAAAGAUGUAUUACCAUCAAAUCUACUGCUAUAUCUAUGUUCUUCGAACUUGACAAGAAAGAUCUUGGAUUUAUUAAAGGAGAUAAUCAACUUGAAAAAGAAAAAACUGCUGAUGGUAAAGAAACAGCUUUUAACGGAUUUUUGAUUAAUCUUAUUGACUCACCCGGGCACGUUGAUUUCUCAUCUGAAGUAACAGCUGCUCUUCGUGUAACUGAUGGAGCUUUAGUCGUCGUUGACUGUGUUUCUGGAGUUUGUGUCCAAACUGAAACUGUAUUACGUCAAGCUAUUGCUGAACGUAUUAAGCCUGUUCUUUUCAUGAACAAGAUGGAUCGUGCUCUUCUCGAAUUACAACUUGGACAAGAAGAACUUUUCCAAACUUUCCAACGUAUUAUUGAAAAUAUUAAUGUUAUUAUCGCUACAUAUGGUGAUGAUGAUGGUCCAAUGGGUGCUAUUAUGGUUGAUCCAUCUGUUGGUAAUGUUGGUUUUGGUUCCGGACUUCAUGGAUGGGCCUUCACUCUUAAACAAUUUGCUGAAAUUUAUGCCGAAAAAUUCGGAGUUCAAGUUGAUAAACUUAUGAAAAAUCUUUGGGGAGAUCGUUUCUUCAAUCUUAAAACCAAAAAAUGGUCAUCUUCUGAAGAUGGUGAAAACAAACGUGGUUUCUCUCAAUUCGUUCUUGACCCAAUUUACAAAGUUUUUGAUGCUAUUAUGAACAUCAAGAAAGACGAAACUACCAAACUUUUGGAACGUCUUAAUGUUAAACUUUCAGCUGAAGAAAAAGAUUUAGAAGGAAAACCACUUAUGAAGGUUGUUAUGCGUAAAUGGUUACCAGCUGGAGAUACUAUGCUUCAAAUGAUCUGUAUUCAUUUACCAUCACCAGUAACUGCUCAAAAAUACCGUAUGGAAAUGCUUUAUGAAGGUCCACAUGAUGAUGAAGCUGCUAUUGGUAUUAAGAACUGUGAUCCAAAUGGUCCACUUAUGAUGUACGUAUCAAAGAUGGUACCAACAACCGACAAAGGACGUUUCUAUGCUUUCGGUCGUGUUUUCUCUGGUAAAGUUGCUACUGGUAUGAAAGCUCGUAUCCAAGGACCAAACUACAUCCCAGGAAAAAAAGAAGAUCUUUAUGAGAAAACUAUUCAACGUACUAUUCUCAUGAUGGGAAGAUAUAUUGAACCAAUUGAGGAUAUCCCAUCUGGUAACAUUGCCGGUCUUGUUGGUGUUGAUCAAUAUCUUGUUAAAGGAGGUACCAUUACAACUUUCAAAGAUGCUCAUAAUCUUAGAGUUAUGAAAUUCAGUGUAUCACCAGUCGUCCGUGUUGCUAUUGAACCAAAGAACCCAGGAGAUCUUCCAAAACUUGUAGAAGGACUUAAACGUCUUGCCAAAUCUGAUCCUAUGGUUCAAUGUAUCUUUGAAGAAUCUGGAGAACAUAUUAUUGCUGGUGCUGGUGAAUUACAUUUGGAAAUUUGUCUUAAAGAUUUAGAAGAAGAUCACGCUUGUAUCCCACUCAAAAAAUCUGACCCUGUUGUUUCAUACAGAGAAACUGUUAUUAGUGAGUCAUCUAUUAUGUGUUUAUCUAAAUCACCAAAUAAGCAUAACCGUAUCUUCAUGAAAGCCGUACCAAUGCCAGAUGGAUUAGCUGAUGAUAUUGAAGGUGGACACAUUACUGCUCGUGAUGAAAUGAAAGCUCGUGCUAAAGUUCUUGCUGAGAAAUAUGAAUAUGAUGUUACUGAAGCUAGAAAGAUUUGGGCUUUCGGACCAGACGGAACUGGACCAAACAUUCUUGUUGAUGUAACUAAGGGAGUUCAAUAUCUUAAUGAAAUUAAAGAUUCAUGUGUUGCUGCCUUACAAUGGGCCACCAAAGAAGGUGUUCUUUGUGACGAAAAUAUGCGUGGUGUUCGUUUCAACAUUCACGAUGUUACCCUUCACGCUGACGCUAUCCAUCGUGGUGGUGGUCAAAUCAUUCCAACUGCUCGUCGUGUCAUGUAUGCUUCCGUUCUUACAGCUGAACCAAGACUUUUGGAACCAGUUUACUUGGUAGAAAUUCAAUGUCCUGAAGUUGCUGUUGGAGGUAUUUAUGGUGUACUCAAUAGAAGACGUGGUCAUGUCUUUGAAGAAUCACAAAUUGUUGGUACCCCAAUGUUCCAUGUUAAGAGUUAUCUUCCUGUCAAUGAAUCAUUCGGAUUUACAGCUGAUCUUCGUUCUAACACUGGUGGACAAGCUUUCCCACAAUGUGUCUUUGACCAUUGGCAAGUUCUCCAAGGAAAUCCACUUGAAGCAGGAACAAAACCAAAUCAAGUUAUUCUUGAGACACGUAAGAGAAAGGGAUUGAAGAUUGAAGUUCCAGUUUUGGAUAACUACUUUGACAAGUUGUAA
Messenger RNA from Strongyloides ratti, 2598 nucleotides. RefSeq names its product Elongation factor 2. Bases 1 to 2598 code for a protein of 865 amino acids. Gene Ontology annotation, molecular function: ribosome binding; translation elongation factor activity; GTP binding. Gene Ontology annotation, cellular component: cytosol; ribonucleoprotein complex. The transcript is spliced from 3 exons. The record is from RefSeq and is a predicted model, not a curated record. NCBI's taxonomy places the organism in Eukaryota, Metazoa, Nematoda, Chromadorea, Rhabditida, Strongyloididae. Gene Ontology annotation, biological process: translational elongation.